GUCACGUGUCGCCCACGUGGCCCGCUGGUGCGGACCAAUAGGGCGCCAGUUUUUUUUUCUGAUCAAAGCCAAAGGAAGAGGGCAGAUAUAUUUUUUUUCAUCUGCGAUUUUAUUCCUCCAACGGCAAAAGUGGUCGUCAGCUGCCGCGUCCCGCACGACAUAAAGGUGACCGGUUGACUGACCCCAACAUCACACUCGCGUUGGCCCUCAAUCUCCUCUCUCACAUUACCACACCCCUUUCCUUCACAUCCAAUCCCAACAUGGAGCCCAUCAAGGUCCAGUCAGAAGGAGGACUGAACGUGACCCUCACCAUCAGACUGCUGAUGCACGGAAAGGAGGUGGGAAGCAUCAUUGGAAAGAAAGGAGAAACAGUGAAGAAAAUGCGUGAAGAUAGUGGAGCUCGCAUCAACAUCUCGGAAGGGAACUGCCCCGAGCGAAUAGUCACCAUCACCGGACCAACAGACGCCAUUUUCAAGGCCUUCGCCAUGAUCGCCUACAAGUUUGAGGAGGACAUAAUCAACUCCAUGAGCAACAGCCCAGCCACCAGUAAACCACCAGUAACACUGAGACUGGUUGUCCCUGCCAGCCAGUGUGGCUCCCUCAUUGGCAAAGGAGGAUCAAAAAUCAAGGAGAUGAGAGAGUCCACGGGAGCACAGGUCCAGGUGGCAGGUGACAUGCUGCCCAACUCCACCGAGAGAGCCGUGACCAUCUCCGGGGCCCCAGAAGCCAUCAUCCAGUGUGUCAAACAGAUAUGUGUGGUGAUGCUGGAGUCCCCACCGAAAGGUGCCACCAUCCCCUACCGCCCAAAGCCUGCCUCCACCCCUGUCAUUUUUUCAGGUGGCCAGGUAAGAGCAGACCCACUGGGGGCGUCCACAGCCAACCUCAGCCUCUUACUGCAGCACCAGCCACUGCCUGCUUACACCAUUCAAGGACAGUAUGCCAUCCCUCAUCCAGAUCAGUUGAGCAAGCUCCACCAGUUGGCUAUGCAGCAAACCCCCUUUACCCCCCUCGGACAGACCACCCCUGCCUUCCCCGCAGCAGGUCUGGAUGCCAGUAACCAGGCCAGUACUCAUGAACUCACCAUUCCCAAUGAUCUAAUAGGCUGUAUAAUCGGACGCCAGGGAACCAAAAUCAACGAGAUCCGUCAGAUGUCUGGGGCGCAGAUCAAAAUUGCUAACGCUAUGGAAGGGUCAUCGGAGCGCCAGAUCACCAUUACAGGGACCCCCGCCAACAUCAGCCUGGCUCAGUACCUCAUUAAUGCAAGGUUCAGAGAUGUGGCAGCCAUGUGGAACGACCCAUCUUCCAUGACCACGUCCUGAGAUCCCUGACUGGCUCCUCCGUUUGGCCCUUUCUAACGACUGACCACCGCAGACAACCCUGAUGAAGCCAUUUUGGACUUUGGCCCUGGCUCUCCGAAAACCCCGACCACCUCACCGCCCUGGUUCAAAGGACAUCAGGGAUGGUUUGGAGCUCGCUUUUAUUUCAGAGAGCCAAAUUAAACUUAAAUUUCAAAAGAUUUACAAUAAAUAAAUAAAUAAGAAACUCUCUGUCGAUUAGAUUUUUUUUAGAGAACUGUUAAAGCAUGUUGAAUGUUUUAGGAAAUACUUGUGUUACUUCUUUCUCUCUUUAUUGCUUUCUCUAUCAUGUGUCAGUGCUGCGUCAUAGAAAAUUUAAAAGUAUUUAAAAAGUACUAGUAAAAGACAGAAGUAUUUUUUUUGUAGAACAUAGUUAUUUGCAUUUUACAAAACAGCUGCUCAGUGAUGCUAUCGGCAGAGUGUGUGGUGGGAUGUAGCCAAUUGAAUCAAUUUUGAUAAAAUAUUUAGAAACGUCUAAACAUUUGGACUGUUCUGCUUUUGUCCUAAUUUGCAUCUGUGUCUAAUUUCAGCCCAUGAGUCUUUGCUGCAUCACAUGACCCUUUUAAGCCAAUGGUAUCACUCCUUGAGCCUCCCAUCUUAUGUUAAUUUCCUCCAGUUACGAUGUUGCUUAUAUUGCAUGUCUUCAGUGUUGUAUUGUUGUGUAUAUGAAGAAACCUGCUCGAUUUAUGCUCUCCUUCAAAUGUUGCCAUUUUAUCUUUGUGGUCCUGUUCUUUUUUCCGCAAAAUUUUAUUUAAAUUUUUUCAACGUUUUUGGUCAUUCGCGUCUGGUCCUACACCCUGCCCAGAUGAAAAACUUUCCAGCUUAGCCUCCUUUUAUUAAAACUAAUCAUUAGUAUAUAGAUGCAUGAAUGGGAAUUAGCGAAAAUCAGUGGCUAAGGCACUGACUGAAAUUUUAAAUGAUUGUUUACUAUCUUAAGAGUUAUUUGUUUUGUACAAGGACUACUGCGACUUAACGCAUUAGUCAACUACGCGGCGCUCAUGCAAUAGACUACUCAACACUUUACUCUGGACUGCCUCAUAAGUGGGAGGUUUAGUUGAACUUAAAAGCCAGAUGUUGUGUUCAAACCUUUUGGUCUCAAAGACCUAAAUGUUUGGACAGAGCCAAAUGGUGUUUUGGGGGCCAAGGAAUGUUCAGGGGUUCAUUGGGGGAACCCACAGGGCCUGGGCGGACGUGACCACUCAGUCUCUUUUUCACGAUUGUUUAUCUUGUCAAGUUGUUUUCAUUUUCAUACAGUUGAUUUGAGGCUUUAGUUUUGAAUGUCUACAUUGUCAGCAAUGUCAUUGUUUUGUUUUCUGUUAAACAGACAAGUUGGAUGACACUUUCUUCUUUGCUGGUUUCUUUUCCUAAAGCCAGGAUGUAUUUAUCUACGGUGUUGUGAUGCACAUGUUUUUUUGUUGACUGAUUAUGAAACUUAAGCUAAUUUAGCUUUGCUGUAUUGUACCUACUAUAAGAUGGAGGCAUCAUUAAUAUUCGGUCAACUUUAAAUAUUGAAACUAAAACAUAGAAGCAGCUUCUUCACGAGCAUCAGCUGAGCUAAGUUUAAUGUUGAUACAAGCCGUUGAAUGUUAUUGCUGGAUCACGCGACACAAAAAACAUUCUGCAUUAACCAGUGAGUCGGUCCUGCCGAGAACUACAUUUCAAGUAGCUUAAAAUAUGAAUAUUUUUGACAUUAGGUUAAAGGAGAAGCCCAAAAUUAGUUAAAUGUGCAAUUCUUAGGCAAAAGGUCAGUGUGACUUUUGUUUUUGGAUGGAAAAAAAUAGACAAAUGCUAGCAUUUUUUGCAUCUGGCCCGGCUCAGUCCGGUCUUAGUUGGGUUGGCCCGCUCCUGCACGGCCAGGUAUUGUUCACACCAUGAUGUUUGUGGUUCACAUAGCCUUCUCCGUGUCUCCGAGCAUGUGGGCGGGGCAAAAGACUCGCAGAGAAGUCUGUGGUGUCCUCCUAAAUUUUGUGAACAUAAGUGGCAGUGAGCUGUGUUGCUUUUGGAGACUCUGACAUGAAGCACAUAGCUUCAUCCUGUCUCACUGAGUAGUGGUGCUGCACAGCAGUCUGUCCUCAUGCUACCGCGGCAUGUCCGAGGUGUGAGAAGAUGUUUAUCUCACUGUAUAUAGACUGAAAACAAAUCGCGCAACUGGGAAGCUGCCACUGGCUAAUUCUACCCACCUAUCAGAGGCUCCCACUAGUGAGUAGACAUGAAAGUCAGCUGGCCAAUCAGUUUAUAUUGGUCGUGUUGAGUCAGCUUUGUGCCAAGCUGACUGCCAGGGGGCUGGGUAAAAGUAAAAAAAAUAAAAAUUUAAAUAUUUAAAACUGUCAACUCAGCAUGGAAGACCCAUGGAUCAUGCUGAUAUGCUCACAAUUACCCUACCAGAGCUAGGCCUGGCCGAUCCAGAUGUGAAUGCGUAAUAACUUAGCAUAAACACUGAAUACAGGAAGAAAAGGAUAACUAAGCCAAGUGGCACCUAAAGAUUUCUGCUUUAGAGAUUCAAUUUUGUUUGCCAAUGGUUCAUUGUGGUCAUUUUAUGCUAAACAAGAUCUUGUUUAUCAUUUCUACCUAGGCUUACUAAGGCUAGGCUAUCUUUUAUUGCAAAAUACAAAGAAAGAACAAAAUUUUAUGAAUCAUAAUUUUAUUUAAUUGAAGUAAGAAUUUGAUGUUUUAGGGUAGUUCUUUUUCCUUUGUGUUUUAUUAUUUUCUAGUCUAUAUCUGGUUGCGUAGCGCUAACAUCUGAGGAUUUAAACUAAAAAGUUUAAUGUGAUACUUACCUACAUCUGUUUCAUGAAUUUUUAAAAAAUAUUUCCAUUAAGACCUCUAAGACUCUUAACUAAAAAUUUAUACUUAAGAUAUUUUGUCAGAAAUCUGCAAUUGCUGGUUAAUAUGAAGGCACUUUUAAAAAAUAUGUUUUAUGAUUUUUAGUCUUUAUGCUAAGCUACGUUAGCUGGUUGCUAGCAGAAGUGUCAUCUAAAUAUUUGCCAAAUUGUCAAAGUUUUUGAUAGCAUAAUUGUGAUUUUGUAACUGGACCAAAUGCUGUUUAAUUCUACUGAGUGAUUCAUGGUCAAUGAUUAUUCUGCAAUAAUUCUUACUUUUCGAUGUGUAAAAAGUAGCCGUGCUAGCACUGAAAUAAUAGAUUUGUUUGUUUUUAUUUAAAUUCACUUGCGUGUAUUUCAUUGGGAAUGCUUGUUAAUAUUAACUAGCUGAACUUACGAUUUUGGAACUGUUUGCUAAAACUGAGAAAGACAUUCUUUCUGAAAUGCUCGUACACUGUAACAGCAAAGAAAACCCUCGAGAGCAGCGUAGCUUUUAUACUAUCAGAGCGAGAGAAAAAAGUGACGAUUCAUCAUUUCUAUCAGAUUUUAGUAUUUAAUUAGAUUUUGUAGAAUAAUUAAAAAUGAACCGCAAAGCAGGAAUAUUGAGUUGUAAGAAGUGGAGGUGUCAUUUCAAUAACGUCAAUAUUCAUGUAUUACUCUGUGUUCGAAAACUGUAUUUCCAUUUGUGUAUAUGACUGAGUAUGCUUCAAUUUUGAAACAAACUGCAACUAAUGCAAUAAUAGGGUGCAAUGUGCAAUUAUUUAUUCAGUUUUUUCCUUAUUAGCUACAGGAGAGCUGUGUUCUUGUUUUAACUACUUUCAAAUGGCAGCAGCAGGAAAAAGAAUAACAGUUUUUUUUAGUUUUUUUUUUUUAAGUUUUUGUUUAUGAUUAUGUGUGCUUUGAGGGACAUGCGAUAGAAAUUUGUAUCUAUUUUUGAUUGAUUUAUUUGCUAUGUGCAGAUCUAUAUUAGUUGUGAGUAAUUACAUAGGUUUUAAUUUAAAGUGUUGGUAAGAAUAAACUUCAAAUAAAGUUUCAAUUUUUCUUUCUGUGA
Molecule: messenger RNA, 5225 nt
Organism: Nothobranchius furzeri (turquoise killifish)
Lineage: Eukaryota; Metazoa; Chordata; Actinopteri; Cyprinodontiformes; Nothobranchiidae
Product: poly(rC)-binding protein 3
Biological process (GO): regulation of RNA metabolic process; regulation of gene expression
Cellular component (GO): cytoplasm; nucleus
Molecular function (GO): mRNA binding
Source: RefSeq, a predicted model, not a curated record